Molecule: messenger RNA, 630 nt
Organism: Physella acuta
Lineage: Eukaryota; Metazoa; Mollusca; Gastropoda; Physidae
Product: hepatitis A virus cellular receptor 1-like
Source: RefSeq, a predicted model, not a curated record
AUGUCGGAAAAAGAACUCUUUGUGAAAAAAGAUAUGAAAGUCAUCAAAAUGGUAGUAGUCGUGUCAGUACUGUUCAUUGCCUGCCUCGUUCCCCAGUCUACCAUCAACACGGCCAUUGAUUUUUACCGUGAGCUGGGCUACCCAGGGAAGUACCAGAACUUAAUGCUUCUGUUCUACAGCACGGCUUACCUGUCGGAGACCUCUAGGGACAAUAAGGAAGCAAAACUCCACCUUCCACCAAAACUCCACCUUCCACCAAAAACUGUACCCUCCACCAAAACUCCACCUUCCAUCAAAACUCCACCUUCCACCAAAACACUACCCUCCACCCAAACUCCACCUUCCACCAAAACUCCAUCUUCCACCAAAACUCCACCUUUCACCAAAACUCCACCUUCCACCAAAACUCCACCUUCCACCAAAACUCCAUCUUCCACCAAAACUCCACCUUUCACCAAAACUCCACCUUCCACCAAAACUCCACCUUUCACCAAAACUCCACCCUCCACCAAAAACUCUACCCUCCACCAAAACUCCACCUUCCACCAAAACUCCACCUUCCACCAAAAACACUACCCUCCACCAAAACUCCAUCCCACAUCAGCACUUCAUUUACAGCUCACAAUUUAA